AUGGCUUAGUAGAAAGGGAAGAAUAAAAUAAAUCAUAGACAGCGGUAGGGAGAUUGGAUUUGUGGUAGCUGCAAUAAUAUGAAUUUUGCAUUUAGAGACACUUGCAAUAGAUGCCAUACGUUGAAGAAUUAUAAAGAUAAUGAAAAUAAGGGAUUCAAAUCUGCUUUGUUUUUGACAGAGAGCAAUGGUGAUAUUCCACCAAUAUCUGAUAGAUCUAAUAAAUCUUCUGGGGAGAAAAAAGAUAAUGGCAACAAUAAGUUCUCAUUUGAUAAAUUACCAUCGAUGGAACCAAUCUUGAAAUAGAUCACAAAAGAAACAUGUAAAAAACAAUUAAAUUAGAAGAACAAAAAUAUGAUUUAUUUGAGUUUGAAUGGUAGUGCUAAAAAUGCGAAAAGAUUAAUUAAUACUAUAAAAUUCACUGUGCUGAAUGCGGAGCUCAAAGGUACAGAAAAUUAACAGUAUGAUUUUAUAACCUAAAUGGGGGUUUUUUUUGAUAAAAAUGCUUUAAAUUCUCUUCUUUUUAAUCUCAAUUUUAGAAGGGGGUUAAACAAAGAUAAAACAAUAUAAUAAAUAAAUUAUUUUUUACUUUAUUAAUAAAAUCUAACUGUUAAGAUAAUGAAAGACAUGUCCAAGAAGAUCUUUGAAAAAGAGAAUUAAGCUGAGGUCUCCAAUAACCCUAGGCAUUAGAAUAAAUCACUAACCCAAUUGGUUUCACUAUCCUUGAUUGGUGGAAAUAGAAAAAAUGACUUGAAAGCUCUAGAACUUAAAAACAAUUACACCUCUAUUUCCUCUCAUCCCCUCGUGUUCUGUAAACCAGAAACUAAACUAAAAACCCAAACCACUUCCUCUCCAUAAAAAUAAUCCCCUGUAAAGCCCAAAUAAGUGGAAACACAAUCAAAUGAGUUGUGUAAGUUGAUCAACAACUAUUCAGAACCCAUUCUAGAUUAUUAUUUGGAAUUGAACACUCUAACACCAAAGAAUUGCUUAUCCAAUCACACAGUAAGUGCAAAUCUGAGAGCAAAGAUGAUUGAUUGGAUGGUUGAAGUACUCACUUCAUAUAAGUGCAAAGAUUAAACCUUCUUUUUAGCUGUCAAAUUGAUGGACUCCUAUCUAUCUAAAACAACUUAAAAGCAUAUCCCUCAAGAUUUACAUUUAGUUGGUGUGACUACUAUGUUUAUGGCUUGUAAAUUCGAGGAAAUCUAUCCAGUGAAAUUAUAAAUUGUACACGAGAAGAUUGCACACAAGAAACUAACCAAGGAUGAAAUUAAAGACAAAGAAACCAAUAUUUUAAGCACUCUAGACUUUAAUUUAGUUGGCAUUACUGUACUAGAUGUCAUUACAAUUGUACUCUCCAUAUUGAAUAUGAAUCAAUAGUUAUAUUAAAUAACACUGUAUCUUGCUAAAUUAGCACUUUAUGACUAUGAAUUUGUCAACAGUCACACUUAUGCUCAAAUUGCCUGUGCUGCUUUGAUUGUGAGACUCUAAGAUUGUAGAGCAAAUUGAUUAAUCGCUUUCAUCCGAGGUAGUAAUACCAUUGAUAGUUUCAACUUUGAAAAUGGACAACGCUGAUGCCAUGGAAUCAGCCAAUAAAUUAUUGAGUGUAGCCAAAGGAUUUGAAAAGCAGUAUCCGAAUCUGGAAAAUUUAAAGAAAUUUAGUAAAUUUC
Paramecium tetraurelia is the source of this 1664-nucleotide messenger RNA. RefSeq lists its product as uncharacterized. Gene Ontology annotation, biological process: mitotic cell cycle phase transition; regulation of cyclin-dependent protein serine/threonine kinase activity. The record is from RefSeq and is a predicted model, not a curated record. Gene Ontology annotation, molecular function: cyclin-dependent protein serine/threonine kinase regulator activity. Lineage: Eukaryota; Ciliophora; Oligohymenophorea; Peniculida; Parameciidae. The transcript is spliced from 4 exons. Gene Ontology annotation, cellular component: cytoplasm; nucleus; cyclin-dependent protein kinase holoenzyme complex.